This is a messenger RNA of Microthlaspi erraticum, 900 nucleotides long. The record is from the annotation of a GenBank genome assembly. NCBI's taxonomy places the organism in Eukaryota, Viridiplantae, Streptophyta, Magnoliopsida, Brassicales, Brassicaceae.
AUGGCGGAGGACAAGAAAGUUAGCCCAGUUGGUAUCUGGACUACUGUGAAGCCCUUCAUCAAUGGCGGUGCCUCUGGUAUGCUUGCAACUUGCGUUAUCCAGCCAAUUGACAUGAUCAAGGUGAGGAUUCAACUAGGUCAGGGAUCUGCAGCGAGUGUGACCACGACCAUGUUGAGGAACGAGGGCAUCGGUGCCUUCUACAAUGGAUUAUCUGCUGGUCUGCUGAGGCAAGCAACUUACACCACAGCCCGUCUUGGAUCAUUCAAGUUGCUGACUGCAAAAGCAAGUGAGGCUAACGACGGGAAGCCACUACCGCUGCAUCAGAAGGCUCUAUGUGGUCUGACAGCCGGUGCGAUCGGUGCCUGCGUCGGUAGUCCGGCCGAUUUGGCGCUGAUCAGAAUGCAAGCGGAUAACACUCUGCCGUUAGCUCAGCGCAGGAACUACACCAGCGCCUUCCAUGCGCUUACCCGUAUCAGCGCUGAUGAAGGAGUCUUAGCGCUGUGGAAAGGUUGUGGACCAACUGUGGUCAGAGCAAUGGCUUUGAACAUGGGAAUGCUUGCUUCUUAUGAUCAAAGUGCUGAGUACAUGAGAGAUAAUCUUGGUUUGGGGGAGACAGCUACCGUCGUUGGAGCAAGUGCUGUUUCGGGUUUCUGCGCUGCGGCUUGUAGUUUGCCAUUCGACUUUGUCAAAACACAGAUCCAGAAGAUGCAACCGGACGCUCAGGGUAAAUAUCCAUACACAGGUUCGCUCGACUGUGCCAUGCAGACCUUGAAACAAGGAGGACCUCUGAAAUUCUACACUGGUUUCCCUGUUUACUGCGUCAGGAUCGCUCCUCACGUCAUGAUGACAUGGAUCUUCCUUAACCAGAUUACUAAGUUUCAGAAGACCAUUGGGCUGUGA